Messenger RNA from Colletotrichum destructivum, 456 nucleotides. Its product is annotated as Putative zn(2)Cys(6) fungal-type DNA-binding domain-containing protein. The transcript has 2 exons. The coding region runs from base 1 to 456 and encodes 151 amino acids. Gene Ontology annotation, molecular function: DNA-binding transcription factor activity, RNA polymerase II-specific; zinc ion binding. NCBI's taxonomy places the organism in Eukaryota, Fungi, Ascomycota, Sordariomycetes, Glomerellales, Glomerellaceae. Gene Ontology annotation, biological process: regulation of DNA-templated transcription. The record is from RefSeq and is a predicted model, not a curated record.
AUGACGCAGGAUUUUACGAAAAUGAAAGGUGUACGGUCAACAUGGCAUCUGUCGUCUGGAUUGAUGCAUGAUUUGCAAUCUACGAGAUCAUUCCACAUUUUGGACGCCCCAACUCAGGGCUCUGUUUGCUCCUCUAAGUCGGUGUCGUCUGAGACCAUCCACGACUCCCAUCACCAUCAGUCUCCUUUAGAAAGCAUACAGGAGCUAGAAGCAAACGAGGAAGUCGCUCCGCAUGCUUCUAUGACCAUGGAGGAACACCAAGUCACGGCGGAUGUUUCCGGGAUGGGCUUCCAGUUUUCCCCGUCAGUGGUCUGCUUUCCUUGCUUGCUGAGUAACAACUCUCAAUGUGACGGCCAAAGCCCUUCAUGCUCCCAAUGCCUACAGUCUGGCUUGAACUGCGAAGAACAUGUUCCUUUCUUGACGGGGGGCGAAAUGUGCCUGGAAACUUUUCCUUAG